This is a messenger RNA of Chelonoidis abingdonii (Abingdon island giant tortoise), 1749 nucleotides long. It is a transcript of the gene GNA13, whose product is annotated as G protein subunit alpha 13. Gene Ontology annotation, cellular component: brush border membrane; cytoplasm; heterotrimeric G-protein complex. The record is from RefSeq and is a predicted model, not a curated record. Gene Ontology annotation, molecular function: GTPase activity; guanyl nucleotide binding; G-protein beta/gamma-subunit complex binding. NCBI's taxonomy places the organism in Eukaryota, Metazoa, Chordata, Testudines, Testudinidae. Gene Ontology annotation, biological process: Rho protein signal transduction; adenylate cyclase-activating G protein-coupled receptor signaling pathway.
CGCAUGUGCAGGCGGCCGCGCCGAGAGGAGCGCUGGGCUGCAGCUGCGGCGCGCGGCGGCCGCUCCCUGGCAGUGUUUGCUAAGAUGGCGGACUUCCUGCCGUCCCGCUCCGCGCUGUCGGGCUGCUUCCCCGGCUGCCUGCUGACCAGCACCGAGGCCGAGCAGCAGCGCAAGUCCAAGGAGAUCGACAAGUGCCUGAACCGCGAGAAGACCUACGUGAAGCGCCUCGUCAAGAUCCUGCUGCUGGGCGCGGGCGAGAGCGGCAAGUCCACCUUCCUCAAGCAGAUGCGGAUCAUCCACGGGCAGGACUGGGACCGGAUGGCCCGCGAGGAGUUCCGCGCCACCAUCUACAGCAACGUGAUCAAAGGUGUGAGAGUCCUUGUAGAUGCUCGAGAGAAACUUCAUAUUCCCUGGGGAGAUCCUGACAACCAGAAUAAUGGGGAUAAGAUGAUGGCUUUUGAUACUCGGUCAACAAUGGUGGCACAAGGGAUGGUGGAGACUCAGGUUUUUUUACAGUACCUUCCAGCAAUAAAAUCACUGUGGGCAGAUAAUGGAAUCCAGCAUGCCUAUGACAGACGCAGAGAAUUCCAACUGGGGGAAUCUGUAAAAUAUUUCCUGGACAACUUGGAUAAACUUGGAGAAUCGGAUUAUCUUCCAUCGCAGCAAGAUAUUCUGCUGGCACGAAGACCCACGAAAGGGAUUCAUGAGUACGACUUCGAAAUAAAAAAUGUUCCCUUCAAGAUGGUUGAUGUAGGUGGCCAAAGAUCAGAAAGGAAACGUUGGUUUGAGUGCUUCGACAGUGUCACAUCGAUACUUUUCCUGGUCUCCUCAAGUGAAUUCGACCAGGUGCUCAUGGAGGAUCGGCUAACAAAUCGCCUUACAGAAUCACUGAACAUUUUUGAAACAAUAGUCAACAACCGGGUUUUCAGCAACGUCUCCAUCAUUCUAUUUCUAAAUAAGACAGACUUGCUUGAGGAAAAAGUACAAAAAGUGAGCAUCAAAAACUAUUUCCCAGAGUUCGAAGGGGAUCCCCACUGCUUAACAGACGUCCAAAAAUUCCUGGUGGAUUGUUUUCGUACCAAACGCCGGGACCAACAGCAGAAGCCCCUAUACCACCACUUCACCACUGCUAUUAACACAGAAAACAUCCGGCUGGUUUUCCGUGACGUCAAGGAUACCAUUCUUCACGACAACCUCAAGCAGCUUAUGCUACAGUGAUGUGCAAAAAGACAUUUUUAUUUGAAUACUUUUUGUGUUCUUAAAAUUGUGGUUUACAACAGGAGAAGAAAAAUCCAGGUCCUGUCAGACUUCUUGAUGUGUGGCUGAAAGCUGCUGCUGAGCACAUUAUUGCCAAUUUCUGCUGAAACUGAGGCUUUAAUCUCUUCUACUGUAGCUUUGAGUUGACUCAGUUAUAAUUUUAUAGCAAGCCUAAGUCCAAAUAACCUGUAAGGUGACUAAACUUGACCUCUAGUGCUUGUAUGUUGCAAAAAGUCUAUCUAGAAAACACACUCCACCAUCAAAAUUCCAAGUCCAGAUUUCAGUGUAACAUUCAUCGGAAUUACAUUAGACUUGUAGUAGUAGUUUUUGAAAACUGUUCCUUUUCACCUCUUCCUUAAAACUAUAAUGAAGACUGUGAUGAUAUAGCUGACUUUGAUUUCUCAGGUCUGUCUUUGGAUAGAUAUUCCAUAAAUUUCUUGUUGGAAUCAUUUAGAAGCUAGGAUACUUGGCAAUAAAGCCUUUCCUGCCUUA